This is a messenger RNA of Eucalyptus grandis, 717 nucleotides long. RefSeq lists its product as uncharacterized. The coding region runs from base 100 to 531 and encodes 143 amino acids. The record is from RefSeq and is a predicted model, not a curated record. NCBI's taxonomy places the organism in Eukaryota, Viridiplantae, Streptophyta, Magnoliopsida, Myrtales, Myrtaceae. The transcript is spliced from 2 exons.
UCACCCCUUACCACCCGCGCAGAUAAUCUCCCCAGUUCGCUCCAUCACCGACGAGAAUCGAGCUCGCUCCCUAGGGUUUCUGAUCGCACCAAACCAACCAUGGCGAACCCCGCUAAGUCGGAGGGGCUUCGGAACCUCAGCGAAGUCGUUGGUUUCAAGAGCAGGAUCGGCCGGAUUCUGACAUCAGUCCGCAGAUUCGUCGUCGAUUCCGCCAUCCUCGAGUCCCUCGGGGGCAAUAAUGGAAAGAAGACGGCAACUAAGUUAAUGUACGAAGGCAUGAAAGACCGAGCGCUUUGUCCCUCACUUAAUGACGGUAACAGACCUGGAGAUCUCAAAGUGGGGCUGACUAAUAUAAAUGAAAUCGUGGAGAAAAGGCAAGAAGGAUCGAAUAAAGUGGGCCAAGAACAUGAGAGGUCGGCUAAAUCUGUUAUAGGGUUGGAAGUUUCGAAGAAGACGCCAAAUGAAGUACCCAAACUGAUGGAUCUCCCGAGAGCCACAGAAAAGAGACUCUUUAUUCGCUCGAGAUUAUGAAAUGGUAUUUAUACCAAGUAAUGGGGUCGGGGAGAUUUUCAAGGGGUUGAUAAUGCUUGUUGCCCAUCAUGCUGUAUCGGAUCGUUUCGCUGUGAAUUUUUCUGUAUGUUUGUAUUUUCUUAUCUUCUUUAGCAGAUGGCAUAUACACGCGUAAACAUUGCCCUUAGCAAGGAAGGAGAUCCUCUA